UUGCUCAUGGCGUAACUGUAGAAUGACAGUUCGUAUGGCAGUAGUUUCUUUUUAUUCUUAUAGCAUUUAUGCACAAUGACAAGUUAUCAAUAGGCUCAUCUUAUGAACUUAAAAGACUUUAAAUCAAUUUCAUUAAUUUUAAAAGAAAAUUAAAUGUCCCGAUUGUUUAUACUAUAUUAAUGGCUUCAACUAGUAAUGAACCAGAUAGUCCGAUUUCUUUAAGUCGGUUUAAUAUCAAAACGACGCCUCCCCGAGUGCAGAAUACAUAUUUUGGAAAAGUACGGGCAUUUAACACUUUUGCCAAGUUGGAAUGGGCUUACUUAACAAUCUCUUUGAUUGCUCUCACAAUUUCUUUUGGUAUCACAAUACAGAGACUGACGGUUGAGGAUGCAGACUCUAGUGAUUUUACAUUUGCUCUUCUCUUACUGCUUACCAUAGGUUUCUGUUACCAUUAUGUUGUGCAUUCCAUUUUUACGGAAAGGUGGGAUGAGCUAAUGGUCUUCGUUGCUUGUAAUAUUAUUGUUCUUAUCUAUUGUGUCACAAAUUUUGUUACUGGUUAUAAGUUACUCCAUGAUCAACCUACUGUAAAAUUGGUUCGAUUGAUUGUUGUUUGUCUUCUUAGCCCCUUUCUGAUUGUAGUUGGAAUUCUUCAAAGUUACAGAUAUUGUUUGUCUAAUAACUUGGUUUUUAACACAGUUGGUGGGAUAAGCAGCUUGCAGAAUGCAUGCAAAAUGUAUUAUAUUUGCAGCAGUCUGCUGAAAUUUGAUUUGCAGCUUCAACUUAGCAUGUUACUUUUAGUAUUAGUCAAAGGUGUUUUAAAUAUGACCCUCCUGCAGAAAGUUAUCCUUGGUUCUGGAGUUCCAGUUACCUUUAUUUUUAUCAUUAUUGGACACCUUGGUCUUCGCUAUGAAAAUAAGGCCUUGAUGGCAGUAUUUUUUUUCCUGGGACUUUUCGAACCAGCAUAUAUUGCAUACAAGUUUUAUUAUGCAGCCAAAUUUGAAAAAGAUGACUUGGCUACUUAUGAUGCCACAUAUGCCUGUGGAUACUUUGCUUUAGUUAUAUGGGUUUUGCUCAUUGUAUCAGCUGUGUACUUUAUGAAGUACCACUUUGGCAAAGGUCUGAAAGAGAAAAUGUAUGGCAAUGGUCAAAGUAGUCAAACUGCCGCUCAAAGUGAAGAUGGUGUUGUAAAUGAAGCUGCUUCUGUUGAAGGAAGAAAUGUAACUCCAUGAGUGCCUGCCAAAAUU
Messenger RNA from Uloborus diversus, 1244 nucleotides. RefSeq lists its product as uncharacterized. Bases 180 to 1229 code for a protein of 349 amino acids. Lineage: Eukaryota; Metazoa; Arthropoda; Arachnida; Araneae; Uloboridae. The record is from RefSeq and is a predicted model, not a curated record. The transcript has 8 exons.